CGGUGUAUAUGGUCAUCCCUCUCACGAUAUUAGCAAAUAUUCCCUCUCAGUCUAUCAGCUCCCUGUUCCCGCUGACGAAGGUGAAAUCGAGAGUACAUACGGAGCAGAAGCUACUUUGCACAAAGACCACACGCUUAAGAAAGAAAGACCUUCAUUUGCCGUGGCGCUGCUGUGGUCGUUAAUUGAUAUUCUUUUUCAAGUUUUCUUUUUGUGAGCUGAAUUAGAUAGCACAUAUACGCUAUGUUGGAAUACGAGAAUCAAAUGUUCUUGGACAUACUCCAUGAUGAUGGUCUAGUUGUUUGUGCCAAGGGGCUCGGAAUUGAGACUGUUUUCAUAAACAUACUGAAAGUCUACUUGGAUCCUGGUAAUUUGGUUAUUGUGCUCGGCACAAGUGACCAUGAAGAAUGCUACUUCAUCAACAGACUAGAAAACAUGGGUGUGAAAUUUUUGCCUCGUGUCAUCACAGCUCAGUUCCCGGCUAACGAGAGGGAGUUGAUGUAUCUAGAUGGCGGUGUUCUCUUUAUUUCGGGUAGAAUAUUCGUGGUUGACCUGUUGAAAAAUCGUGUGCCAUUGAAGUUGGUGACUGGAAUACUGGUUUACAGAGCCCACAAUAUACUAAAUUCGUUUCAGGAAGCCUUCGCCCUUCGCUUGUACAGGCAAAACAAUAAGACUGGAUUUAUCAAGGCAUUCACAAAUUCUGCAUUGGCAUUCACUGUAGGAUUUGCUCAAGUUGAAAGAGUGAUGAAAAGUUUAUUCGUCAAACAGCUGUACCUUUGGCCUCGUUUUCACGCGCUCGUUAGCAACAGUCUAUCAAAAUCAAAGCCAGAAGUAAUUGAAAUUCAUGCAAAACUCACACCAAAGAUGUUAAAUAUACAAAUUGCGCUUUUGGAUGUCAUGAACUACACUGUUAACGAAUUGAAGAGGAUUAACAAAUAUUUAGAACUGGAGGAGCUCACGGUUGAAAAUGUAAUCGCAAAAAAAUUUCACAAGCUCCUACAGCAUCAGCUGGACCCGAUAUGGCAUCAACUUAGCUUUAAAACCAAACAACUUGUUGCCGAUCUCAAAACCUUACGAUCGCUUCUUGUGUCCUUGAAUCAUGAGGAUUCCGUAUCUUUUUACGCGACUUUGAAUCGCCUACGCACUGCAGAAUAUGCAAUGAAUAGUAGCGGUUGGUUGCUACUAGAUUGCGUUGAAAAUCUGUUCAUAUCAGGAAAGCGGAGGGUUUACAAUGAAAAAGAUGAAUUGAAACCGGAAGCGAGUCCUAAAUGGAUCGCACUGUCAGAAAUUCUACGCGAAAUUCAAGACGAUAUUGACACGAAUAAAACUGAUCCGGAUGAGCUGCGAAAGGUCCUAGUUUUGGUUCAGGACAAAAUCACGUGCAACCAACUGAAAGGAUACCUGACGAUGGGCGCAGGGGAAUACUUACUCUACAGAGCGAUGUCAAAACUACAACCGAGCAAAAUAUCAAAACCAAAUGAUCAAAAUACAGAUGCUUUCUCUGCAUCCAAUCUUCCACCCUCGUCCGAAGCAAACGAAUCCACUGAGGAUACUGUGGAAAAAGAUAGUUACGUACUAACUCUCUCACAGAAGCCAUCAAGCGCUGAUUGCGCUGAGCAGUUUGAAGAGUGUUCACAGCUCGACGAAUUGGAUCUGUCUACAAUAUCGAAAGUUGCACCGCUGGUCGUUAUACAAUCAUUGAAAAAAAAUGGCGAUCCAAUGGCACUGCUUCAAACACUGUCCGAAAUGAUGCCAAGCUAUGUGAUUCUGUAUUCUGCUGAUAUAUCUGCCGUCAGACAGCUAGAGGUAUACCAAAGUAAUAAUCCUUCCAUUAAGCUAAAAGUUUUUUUCUUGAUUUACGGCGGUUCAGCGGAGGAACAAGCAUAUCUAACGUCAUUGCGCAGGGAAAAGGAGUCCUUCAAUAUGCUCAUCAAUACAAAAGCUACAAUGGUUGUGCCUGAGGAUCAAGACGGCAAGACUGACGACUGCCAGACAUUGGUGAGAGGCACCAGUGGCCCGGUACCAGAUGCCGAGAAUACACGCAAAGGCGGUGUUCAAGAAGAUGUUCCUAGAUUGGUGGAGAAAAUAAUUGUAGACAUGAGAGAAUUCAGGAGCGAAUUACCCGCGCUCAUACACAAAAGGGGAAUAGAGAUUGAGCCAGUCACCCUUUUAAUCGGCGACUACAUUUUAUCACCAGAAAUUUGCAUUGAGAGAAAGAGUAUAUCUGAUUUAAUUGGCUCACUAAACUCUGGAAGGCUAUAUAAUCAAGCAGUCGCUAUGACUCGUCACUAUGCCAAGCCCAUGCUACUUAUAGAGUUUGAUCCGAACAAGCCAUUUUGCUUCCAGAACAACUAUUUUCUCAGCGCGGAUACAAAAAGCAGCGAAGUUACAGCGAAACUUCAAUUGCUCACUCUGCAUUUUCCAAAGUUAAAACUGAUUUGGUCCCCCAGUCCAAGCGCCACGUCACAAUUAUUCGAAGAGCUUAAGAAGGACAGAGCUCAGCCGGACGCGUUAAAGGCGGCACAAAUUGGAGUAGAAGAAAACGUAGACGAAGAAUUCAUUGUUGAUAAAUAUAACAAGAUUCAAGAUCUUGUGUCGAAACUCCCAGGGGUCAACUCGAAGAACAUGAGAGCAUUGCUGAAUAAAGGAGAAUCGCUGGAUCAUCUUAUCACACUGUCUCAGGCUGAGUUGGCUGAAAUACUAGGUAAUAGCGGAGAUGCUCAACUUUUGUACGAUGCAUUACACAAGAGGAACGCAUUGAAGGAAGAACAGUCCGCCAGUCGAAGUGGUCGAGGCGGAUCAAAAGUUCGAGGGAGGGGAUUAUUUCGUAAAAAGAAAUAGACCGAUAUCUAAUUAAAACGAGUUUUUAUUUUAUAUUUAUUUAUUUUAUUAGUAAAUUUCAAUGUUUUAUCGAUUAUAAGUUGUAUCUUUGAUCUGCGAUACAUGUAAAUAUAUUUCUCAACUAAUACAUAAAUUUAAAUUA
Neodiprion virginianus is the source of this 2980-nucleotide messenger RNA. RefSeq names its product DNA repair endonuclease XPF (gene mei-9). Gene Ontology annotation, molecular function: single-stranded DNA binding; damaged DNA binding; single-stranded DNA endonuclease activity. The record is from RefSeq and is a predicted model, not a curated record. Gene Ontology annotation, cellular component: nucleotide-excision repair factor 1 complex. The transcript is spliced from 17 exons. Lineage: Eukaryota; Metazoa; Arthropoda; Insecta; Hymenoptera; Diprionidae. Gene Ontology annotation, biological process: resolution of meiotic recombination intermediates; double-strand break repair via homologous recombination; nucleotide-excision repair involved in interstrand cross-link repair. Bases 241 to 2838 code for a protein of 865 amino acids.